Messenger RNA from Macrosiphum euphorbiae (potato aphid), 402 nucleotides. NCBI's taxonomy places the organism in Eukaryota, Metazoa, Arthropoda, Insecta, Hemiptera, Aphididae. The record is from the annotation of a GenBank genome assembly.
AUGGCUAUUGCUAUAUUUAAAUAUUGUACGAAAACGUCUCCAAUUAACGUGCACGUAGUGCAUUUGUACCGGUACGGAAAACCAACAAGCGACAUUGUGGUUAAUUUUUCCGAUGUUGUUCAAUGCGUUGGGCAAUUUGAUGUAAAAACAUUUUUGGACGGCAACAGUAAUUCCGACAGUUGUGAUUUCGAAAAUCGUCCAUUCGUUCACUGGUCCGAGCUGUUUGACGUUAUACCGAAAUCGGUAAAUUGGCCCGAGGAUACAGUGUUUGUAAAAAUACAAACGCUAAUUUCUUUACAAGAUGCGUUCAAAAACGACACUAGAUAUUGCACGUUUGUCGAUUGGUUAAACGCCUCGAUACUCUCGUGGAUCCGGACCGAUAACUGUGAUCCGUGUAAGUAG